This is a messenger RNA of Spea bombifrons (plains spadefoot toad), 757 nucleotides long. It is a transcript of the gene SPMAP1, whose product is annotated as chromosome 5 C17orf98 homolog. The record is from RefSeq and is a predicted model, not a curated record. The coding region runs from base 44 to 568 and encodes 174 amino acids. NCBI's taxonomy places the organism in Eukaryota, Metazoa, Chordata, Amphibia, Anura, Pelobatidae. The transcript has 3 exons.
AAACCUUGCCCUGUUACAAUUCUUCACUUUGGAAACCGGUCCCAUGGCAGAUCCCAUUCUGUCCCAAAGAAGAACCAAAUCAUGCCUGCUAAGUCGCUUUGCGCCCUCCCCAUCACUUGCUGAACUUCAGGCCAGGGAGAAGGGGUUCGUUUUGGACUGUGUGGCCGUGGAAAGAAUUUCUAAAGACUAUGGUUACUCCUUACCAAAACUUGGCUCUGUUAUCCCACCAUACAACUCUCAGAAGGAUCCCCACGUCAGUGCCUAUUUCAGAACUACACCGGUUCCUCCAUUGCUGAAGAAAACGGGACAGUCACGUGGAGGGACCUCCACCUACGGUGAGCUGGCUGAUCGCUUUCAGAACAGAGGCGCUGCCGCUUUCUAUCUACUAACUCGGAAUAACACCGGUGCAGGUCAUUCUGCUGAGUACACAAGAGGCCAUGGCCUGUUCCUUUCUUCAGUUAGACCCGUUUUGGGAUACAAUGGAAAAUAUGGUUACAGAAGAAAUACCCCUUCAUUAAGAAGAAUGCCCUCUCCUUUCGGAAUUGUGACCUAUUCGCCAAUUCACUAAAUCUUCAAUCGAAUGCUUCAAAACUCUAAAAAUUGUUAUAUAUUUUUAUAGUAAUGUCUUCUCAAACACAUUUUCACAAAAACAACUGUAUUGAAAGCCUAUAAAAGAGCACAGGGAAGGAUCCAGUUAGGGUGAAAAUUCAGUACACACCCUGGUGGAUAUAUGUGGAAUUGCAAUAAAAAAGUACAA